AUGGGCAUAAUAAGUCAAAACAAGUCAAAUAUAGCUAUUGCUGUGUGCGUGACAGCUGUCCUUGGCUUUUCAUUAUUCUAUUACUUCUAUAAGAAGGAAACGGAGAAAAAGCGCAGAAGGGCUAAGGUUAGAAAACGUACGCCAAAAAAACGUAUAGAGUUGAAAGAAAAACGACAGCGUUCUGCAACUGCUUCACGUGUACCAUCUUCGGAAUCCAGCUCGAAAAAAUCGAGAUUCCUUGACUCGAGUAGCUCAUUCUUGACUACUGCCACUGCUCUUUCACUGACGGAUCGAAAAUCACCAAUGCUAUCAGAAGUAAACGAAUUAUAUCCAGAAUUUAGCCCAUUCAAGUUGUUAAUCAGCUGA
Messenger RNA from Thelazia callipaeda (thelaziosis nematode), 366 nucleotides. NCBI's taxonomy places the organism in Eukaryota, Metazoa, Nematoda, Chromadorea, Rhabditida, Thelaziidae. The record is from the annotation of a GenBank genome assembly.